Messenger RNA from Lolium perenne, 1793 nucleotides. RefSeq lists its product as uncharacterized. The record is from RefSeq and is a predicted model, not a curated record. Lineage: Eukaryota; Viridiplantae; Streptophyta; Magnoliopsida; Poales; Poaceae. Gene Ontology annotation, molecular function: protein binding.
UUUUGCCCAACUAUUGAGCAUUUUGAAUUAAAAUCUGAUGAUAAAGUUUCUCAAUUAAAGUCAAUGAACAAAUAUGUGACAGUAUUUUUGCUUGUUUUUACAAAAAAAUUGGCCACAUAGUGCACCAGGGUCAAAAGUGUCUUUUCAUGUCACUGUUUAACACUGUUAGUGCUCAAAAUGAACUAGAGUGUCAUAUUAGGCAACAAAUUCUGACCAAGGGCAAAUAGGGGUUAGGUAGGGUUGGAUAAGGAUUUCUCUCUCCAUUCCCCAAUUCCCCAAUCCAAUAGCGACCGAGGGGUGAGGCCGAUAUGAGCCACCGCCGCCGCCGACCCUUGCCGUUGUCGCCGGAAGUGGCGCAUCCGCUGGAUGACGACGAUCUCCUCCAUGAGAUCAUGCUGCGCCUCCCGCCGCAGCCGCCCCACCUCCUGCGCGCGUCCAUCAUCUCCAAGCGCUGGCGACGCCUCGCCACCGACCGCAAGUUCCUUCGCCGCUUCCGCAUCCACCACCGGAAGCCUCCCCUUCUCGGCGAUUUCUGGGAAGGCAACAAACUCUCAUUCAGAUCCUACCUCGAUCCGCCCUACCGCAUCCCUCCUGGGCGCUUCUCCCUGCGACCCAGAGGCAGCGAGCAAUGGACGUGCCUCGACUGCCGCCAUGGACGCCUACUCUUUGACGACUGGAUAAAGAGUCAGGUAAUUGUGUGGGACCCCAUCACUGAUGACCUCCACAUGGUUCCCUAUCCGCUGCAGUUCCACAAAUCUAGGAUUGUGCUAAUCCAGGGUGGGGCGGUGCUCUGCGCUGCUGUCGACCAGGGCCAUGUUCAUGGCGCCUGCCACUCGAGCCCUUUCAAAGUGGUCGUGCUGAGCAGCUACCCGCACAAAGAUGAAGCUGUCAAUGAAACCAUCACCUUCGCAAGCGUUUACUCUUCGGAGACUGUUGGCAUAUGGAGUGAUCUCGUAUCAACAACACUUCCGUGGAGGGUUAUAAUGUUUCCGAUUCGCAGCACACUUGUUGGUAACACCAUUCACUGGCUGCUUGCAAUGAAUACCACUGGCAUACUUGAGUUUGAUUUGGAUGCACAGAGGCUCGCUGUGACCAAGAUGCCUCUUGGUGCUCCUCCUUGCGAUCACAGUGUUGAGAUAAUCCAGUCAGAGGAUGGCGGUGUUGGCUUCGCUGCAUUGUCUGGCCCUCGCUACUGCCCCUGCUUGCAAAUGUGGGACAGGAAGGUCGAUCCUCAUGGAGUUAUUACAUGGGUGUUGCGGAAGACGUUUGAACUGCAGAAGAUUCUUGGAUUGCAAUCUAGGAUUGAGAAUGACAAAUUAUCCAUGCUACACUAUCUGGAUGAUGUUCAUGCCAUCUUUUUACGGGUGCAGUCAUCUGUCUACAUGGUUCAGCUUGAAUCCAUGCAGUCUAAGGAACUUGGCAAAAGCAUCCAUAGUUGCGUCUAUCUGCCUUUCACAAGUUUCUAUACCGAAGGCCAAGGCAAGCAGGUUGCUAGAGCUAGUGCGUUCCCCCCGAUAAAAAGAAAAGGAAAAGGCGUGUUUACCAGUUCGAAGCAGAAGCAGCUCAUCACUGGAUGAUGUGCAGCCUGGGAUGCGACUGAAAUCCGCUUAUGUCUAUGUUUAUGGCUACAUCUACUGUAGCUGUCUCGCCGAAAUCAUCGACAAUGUUGAACUGUGGUGUAGUACUUUACGUGUCUGUCUAAUGGAGUAGUAUGUACUUGUCAACUGAAGUCUAAAAUAUUUGGGUUAAAUAAGGCAGUGUUGGCCUUGAUAAUUGAUUGUAAUCCACCGCCA